Molecule: messenger RNA, 1731 nt
Organism: Trifolium pratense (red clover)
Lineage: Eukaryota; Viridiplantae; Streptophyta; Magnoliopsida; Fabales; Fabaceae
Product: pseudouridine-5'-phosphate glycosidase
Exons: 15
Coding region: 216-1259 (347 amino acids)
Molecular function (GO): pseudouridylate synthase activity
Source: RefSeq, a predicted model, not a curated record
AAAGCAUAAGUUUUUGUUUGAAAAAUAGUAGAAAAAGUAGCUGAAGUAGGCGAUCACACUGUUCAGAUUCUGUAGUUCCCUCCUUCCUUUCCGUUCCCACGGUUUUCUUCGAGCCACUCUCAUCUCUAUCUGUAAGUCGGGAUGGUGGCUCAAAAUGGCUGAAUUUUGGCUAUCGGCCAUGGUCUGCAAUCCGCAAUCGCCAAUCGCAGGUGGUUAUGGCAUCUUCAGCAGCCUUGAGGAUAACCAAUCUUCGAAGACACUUGGAUUCAGCUGACACAGUCAACAAGCCUACCGGAGUCAAUCCUGCUGGUGCAUCAAUCAACGUGAAGGUAGCUUCAGAGGUUUCUGAAGCGUUAUCACUAGGGCGUGCAGUUGUUGCUCUGGAAUCUACCAUUAUUUCACAUGGGAUGCCGUAUCCUCAAAAUUUGCGAACGGCAAAAGAGGUUGAAAGUAUUGUGAGAGAGAAUGGUGCAGUUCCUGCAACUAUUGCAAUUUUGGACGGCGUGCCUUGCAUAGGUCUAAGUGCGGAAGAACUUGAAAGGUUAGCUACUUUGGGAACCAAAGCUCAGAAAACAGCUCGAAGGGAUAUAGCAUAUGUUGUGGCUAGAGGUGGAAAUGGUGCUACUACUGUUUCUGCUACAAUGUUUUUGGCUUCUAAGGUUGGUAUCAAUGUCUUUGUGACUGGUGGGAUUGGAGGAGUGCACAGGCACGGGGAAUCGACUAUGGAUAUAUCUUCAGAUAUAACUGCGCUUGGAAGAACACCAAUAGCCGUUAUAUGUGCUGGUGUGAAGUCAAUAUUGGAUAUUCCCAGGACCCUUGAAUAUCUGGAAACGCAAGGAGUUUUUGUUGCUGCUUACAAGACCAACGAGUUUCCUGCCUUUUUCACAGCAUCAAGUGGCUGCAAGGUACCCUGUCGGGUUGAUACCCCCGAAGACUGUGCUUCCUUAAUAGAAGCAAACAUCAAACUCAAGCUUGAAAGUGGAAUUUUGAUAGGAGUCCCUAUUCCUCAAGAACACUCGGCUACUGGACACGUAAUUGAAUCUGCCAUCAAUCAAGCCCUUAACGAAGCAAGGGAAAAGAAUAUAUCAGGAAAUGCUCAGACUCCUUUCUUGCUUGCUAGAGUAAAUGAACUUACCGGAGGUGCCUCACUUGCUUCAAACAUUGCUCUUGUGAAGAACAAUGCCUGUAUUGGGGCUAAAGUUGCUGUAGCCCUUGCUCAGCUAAGAGAAAACAGUAAAAGGAAACAAGAGAUGGAGUAGCAGAAUGGAAAAUAUGUUAAUUCGACACGCUUAUAUUUUAGGUGGAUUUCAUAUUUACAAAAAACAAGAGAUAGAGUAGCAUGGCUGACAUGAAGGAUUUUACGGGCAUAAAAUUAUUCGACACAAAAUAUUCAUCACUAUCACAUUCUCUUACACGAUUUUGGCUUUGGAGAGAAAGAUGGAGGAAAGAAAGAGGGGAAAUAAGGGUUUUUUCAAUUGUUUGGUAGGAGAAAAUGAAAUGAAAGAAAAUUAAAAAAUUCUCCCCUUUAAUUUAAGGAUCAAACUUAGGUACAAUAUCAUAGGUACUGUGUCUUCUGUGCUUUGUUAAUUACACAUGCAAAUAUCAUUGUUUCCCUUAAAAAUAGAAGUAACUGCUUAAUUAACAUGUAAUGAACUAGUAUUGAAACAAUGUUUCAUAUUACACAAAAGGUUGUAAUAAAAAAAAUAUCCAACAAAUGUUCAUCAUCCCUAA